Molecule: messenger RNA, 750 nt
Organism: Arthroderma uncinatum
Lineage: Eukaryota; Fungi; Ascomycota; Eurotiomycetes; Onygenales; Arthrodermataceae
Product: NmrA family protein
Exons: 1
Coding region: 1-750 (249 amino acids)
Source: RefSeq, a predicted model, not a curated record
AUGAAACUGCUCAUAUUCGGAGCUACAGGUGCAGUUGGCAAGUUGACAGCCCGAAAGGCGAUCGAGCAUGGCCAUGAAGUGACGCUUCAUGUCCGGGAUAAAAGCAGAGUGCCAGAAGAUAUCUCAAGCUCUGAUAAAGUCACGGUAGGACUUCUACUUCUUCCAUUUUCCAGACAAAACAUGCUCGGAUAUCUACUGAUUCCUUUUAAGGCAAUAUUCGAAGGUUCUCUAUCCGAUGAACCCUCCCUCUCUGCAGCCAUCAAGGGCCAGGAUGCAAUCCUAUCAUCCAUCGGCCCUAAGAACAUCUUCGGUGACUACGGCCGCCAAUUCACGGAUGGAUACCGUCUAAUUAUCAAAUUGAUGCACGAGCAUGGCGUUCGUCGUAUAAUUGCCAUGUCAACGAUAAGCGCUUAUGAUGAACGUGAUAGAUUUACUUUCAUGAGAUCAGCCGCGUACUGGACCGUGCACCUGCUAGGCCGUCGAGCGCAAAAGGAGAUUCUCGGUAUUGGGGACGUGUUCAAGAAGGACGGCGAGGGGUUGGAUUGGACGCUUUAUAGGGUAGGUGUGCUUGGGGAUUCGAAAGAGGAUGGCCGUGUGGCGCAGGCAGGCUGGGUUGGGGACGGUAAAUCGACCAUCUACUUGGAACGGAGGGAUUGGGCGAACUGGAUGAUUCAGGAGGUCGAGAGGGAGGAACCGAUGUGGGUACGAGAGAUGCCAGUGAUUUCUUCUCCGUAUUCAGCAGCGUUGUAA